This is a messenger RNA of Anthostomella pinea, 1179 nucleotides long. NCBI's taxonomy places the organism in Eukaryota, Fungi, Ascomycota, Sordariomycetes, Xylariales, Xylariaceae. The record is from the annotation of a GenBank genome assembly.
AUGGCGAUCAGCUUUUUUGUCGCCUGGGAGCUAUGGGAGCAAUUGACCUUUGUGCUGGCUGGGGCCAUUGUGCUGGUAUUCCUCGCUGGACUCGUCAAGCUUUGGUGGAUGCAGAGGUUCCUCAAGAAACACACAAAACUCGACGAGGAAAAGCAGGUUCGGCAACAGGAGAUGCGCAAGAGUGGGCUUCCUGUCGGCCGACGGGUCGACAUCCCCUUCGGUGUGCGCGCAAUCCAGAGCGGUGUUGAGGUCGACGGCAUUUGGAUUUCUCGUCCUGGAACGCCUGUCGAGUUAGACAGUCCCGGGGCGUCUCCUACGACUCUAGGGCCCGACAGUGGAUUUAAAGGAAAAGAAAAGGUUAGGGUCAGAUCAACAUUGGCCGCUGCCGAUGUCCAAACGACGCCGAAGCAGAGCCCACAGCCUAGUCCUGUUCGCAGCUUGUUUGAACGAAGCAGCACCGAACCGGAGCCGGACUCCCGUAGGGCACCGCCACUGGGACCACCAUCUACUUACCGGCCGAAGCACUCGUCGCGGCGCACGUCGAAUCUCUCAUCCAGCGAUGUCCUCACCACCGACGCACCAGGACAGCAGGAACGCACGGGGAGACCCCUAGUUGAGACCUACGUACCCACGACGUCUUUCUCGAGCGUCUACUCCUCGGCCUCCUCUCACAAUAGGACCACGGUCGAGCGCAGUUCGAGUUCAUCCGAUGAAGGUUUCGGCCAUGCGACGCCGCGCUACACACCCAAUACCCGCACCCGGCCAGUCGUACCACCACCUGGGCAGCGGAGUCCCUUAGAAGACCCGGAGCGUUCACCCCAAGGCGAGUGCUUCUCGGGCACCCAUGCCGAGUCGAGGAGGAACCCGCAUGAAGCACACCAGACCAACAGAGCCUCCGGGCAAUACCCGCAAGCAUCUUCACGACAACCCCUCGCGACCAACAGACCGACCCCGGUCCGCACGUACACUGGCGACUCGCACGCCAACACAUCAUCGAGGAGGGUGAACCCAGGCUUCGAAGUGCUGCCAGCGGGGACUUUUAGUAGAAGCAAUAGCGACGCCGACAUGGAAAGCGGCCAGCCAAGCACGAACAACACCAAUAGGUUCUCUGUAGGUGCGAACAACAGGCUCCAGAGAAAGGGCCGUGAUCGGUCAUCUAGCCGAGAUCCAGCUCAGUGA